Molecule: messenger RNA, 1199 nt
Organism: Danaus plexippus (monarch butterfly)
Lineage: Eukaryota; Metazoa; Arthropoda; Insecta; Lepidoptera; Nymphalidae
Exons: 4
Coding region: 109-579 (156 amino acids)
Source: RefSeq, a predicted model, not a curated record
UUUUAUGAUUUAUUUUCCUAGCGAUAGGUAAGUGCCGAUGUCGGCUCGUAAAAAAACGAUAAAAUAAAUUAAAUUCGGUUUGCGUCCAUAUUUAAAAAUUCUACAGGUAUGGCAAAAGCAAACAUGGUGUGGACUGCUUACAUAUUGGUGACCUGUUUUUUAAUUGCAAACGCUUACCGGUUGCCCGUGGAAGUAUACGAAAUAAGAAAGACUAGAGAUAGAGAUCCCAGGGUCGAUAUACAAUACUAUGACCCAGAUUUAGAGAGAGUCGGUAUACCUAUUAAACAAAAUAAGAGGAAUAUUGACGAGUUAGCAAACUAUAUUAUCGAGAGUUUGAAGCGUGUUCCACAAAAUUACGAAGACAACAGAAGUGUCGAAGAAGAUGGUGUGUUUGUAGACGAAACAAGAAGUUUGCCUGUUGUUAUAGUUCCUAAUGACAGAAUAGUUUAUCGCAAAAAACCCAGAGAGGACUACAGGGUCCUUCAUAAACUUUUACAUUCUGCUCUCCGAACAAAUGAUGCUGAAGACAGAACGGCAGCACCACGACAUCGUGGUACUUAUGAUAAAGACGACUACUAAAUAACAAUACUAACAAUAUUACGACUAGAAUGAAACUGUCUUAUGGUUCAUGCAUAAAACUGUAUUAAUGGACCAGUAUUUAGGAAAAUAGCUUAAUAAAAAUUCAGUAAUGAUAUCUGAUUUCUAUUCAAAAGUAUUUGUUAUUUAUUAGCAUAUACGUAUAUAUCAUUAAUGUACAUAUGUAUAUCAUACAUACUCAUAUAUUUUUUCAUUAUAAAAGUAUUGAAAGCAAAAUCUCUUCCAAGUCAAACUGUAAGCUGAUGUCUUAACAAGAAAUAAGCUCAGAACAUGUCACGACUUAUUCGACAAAAUUCAAUAUGAAACCAAUAGUCAGCGACACGAGCUCCGCACAAAGCCAGGUGACAAAUACCGGGAACAACAAUCCCGGGCAAUCCCGGUAUCGCUGUGGUGCUUAUUCAAUUAGAGGAAUUGUAUCCCGUAUUUACUUAAUGCUUAUAUAUACAAAUAAUAAAAUAUAUAUAUUUUUACGAAUUACGAAAAUAAUUUUAAAUUCUGUUCGUAUAAUAUUUUUUUUUAUAUAUAUUGUCAGUGUUGCCGACUAUUAUGUAUUUAGAAAUUUAUUACAACAAUUUAAUAUAAGAUUUAAUUAUGUGUUAAAA